CUCGGAAAGAAAGGCCUGGAGGAGGGACGAGUUUCCGCGCUUGCGCGUCCAUUCGCGCCUGAGAGCGUCUGUGGGGCCGCGCUCAUUUCGUGGCAACUUCACGUUUCGAGAUAAUUCGUGUGGUUUCAGGGCGUAGUGUUCAGAUCGCGGGGAAUCGUUAGCUCGCUGCUUUCCAGCAAUUUCAACGUGUCGAGUUGUGAACGAGAUCGCGAGAGAGGAAGUGGUGGUUCGCACAAAGGAAUUCGUGUAUACGCGUACAUGCGAUGUUAGCCGCCGCACAAUCGAGCAAGCUCACGCGACGUGUUACAUUAUUUUCCCGGCGCGUCUACGCGCCACUCCGAUGUGAGUGCGAUCUUCGCUCCGUGUUUCGGUAAAUCGUCACGGUAAUCGAAUAAACCAUCGUCGCCGCCGCCGCAGUAGCAGCAGCAGGCACGUCCACGCAUCAUCAUGUUCUGGACGAAUAAUUACGUGUCAUCGCCGCAUAUCGAGGCAUUGCUCAGCAAGGAGGAUGUUACUCUGCACGAGUUGAUGGACGAGGAGGAUAUCCUGCAGGAAUGCAAGAGUCAGAACAAAAAGCUGGUCGAGUAUCUCACGAGGCCAGCUGUCAUGGAAGAGUUAGUGACAUUAACUACUAAAGAACCAUCCAUAGACAUCGAAGAACGUUGGCGUUAUAAAUAUCCUAAUGUUGCCUGCGAGUUGCUCACAUGCGAUGUACCUACACUGAAUGAGAAACUGGCAGGUGAUGAGGCACUUUUGGCCAAAUUAUAUUCUUUCAUAGAUACUGAUCAGCCAUUAAAUCCACUACUUGCAUCAUUUUUCAGUAAAACUCUUGGAGUACUUGUUGCUCGUAAAAGUGACCAGGUAAUUAUGCAUAAGCUUUACUUUCACAUAUACUAAUAUGUAAUAAUUAGC
This is a messenger RNA of Odontomachus brunneus, 912 nucleotides long. Its product is annotated as serine/threonine-protein phosphatase 6 regulatory subunit 2-like. The coding region runs from base 448 to 897 and encodes 149 amino acids. The transcript is spliced from 5 exons. Gene Ontology annotation, cellular component: cytosol; nucleus. The record is from RefSeq and is a predicted model, not a curated record. Gene Ontology annotation, molecular function: protein phosphatase binding; protein phosphatase regulator activity. Lineage: Eukaryota; Metazoa; Arthropoda; Insecta; Hymenoptera; Formicidae.